AUGCCAAUUAGUGAGAGUAUCGAUAUUCUUGACCAAAAGACUAUAACUUCUGAGGUGGCUGCUUCGGUAACCUCGAAAUAUCUGCAAAGCACGCUUUCUAAAAGUAAUACAAGUGAUAUUGAGGACGAGAGAUUUAUUCACGUUAGUUCGCGCUCUCACUCAAGGUUUAGUUCCAGCUCUUCAACUCCUAAUGAAGUGCUUUCUUUGAAAUUCCAUGUUUCGGGCUCGUCAAUGGCAUACAGUAGAAUGGAUGGCUCUUUAACCGUUUGGUUCAUCAAAGAUGCAAGUUUCGACAAAUCCGUCAAGAUUUAUAUUCCAGACUGUUGCGGUUCUGAUAAGCUGGCCACUGAUUUGUCUUGGAACCCUACUUCUUUGAAUCAAUUGGCCGUCGUGAGUAAUUCAUCGGAGAUAUCCUUACUUUUGAUCAAUGAAAUGACGCUAAAGGCGUCUAAAUUAAGAACUUUGUCAUUGGGAAGUAAGACUAAAGUUAACGCUUGUCUUUAUGAUCCGUCAGGAAAUUGGUUAUUAGCUGCAACGAAAUCUGAGAGGAUUUAUCUGUUUGAUGUUAAGGAGGACCACAGCCUUCUUUGUUCUUUGAAUGUUAGCAACACAAGUCCUAAUGAUAGCGACAUUAUUUAUUCCAUAGAAUGGAGCAAUGCUGGAAGUUAUAUAUUUAUUGGUUUCAAGAGCGGUUAUUUGGUCAUUUUGAAUGCAAAGGACGGCAUGUUAAGAGUUUCCAAUACGAUUAAAGCACAUAGCGGUUCCAUAACCGGUAUCAAGAUGGACCCAUGGGGAAGAUAUUUUAUCACUGGUAGCAGUGAUGGGAACUGUUACAUUUGGAGUACAAAGUCACUAUGUUGCGAAUUGAUAAUUAAUGACUUAGACUCUGCAGUAAUAACAUUGGACAUCUGUCAUUUGGGUAAAAUACUAGCGAUUUGCACGGAGGGUGAAAUGGUGUAUUUCUACGAUAUUAACGAUGGUAAAUUGCUUCAAUCCAAAUCUUUGGCAAACUAUAAGUCUGACCUGGUUUUGAAAUUUUAUCCGAACAAAUCAUGGUAUAUUAUGUCAGGCAAGAAUGAUACUUUGUCGAACCACUUUCUUAAGAACGAAAAAAAUCUUAUAACGUAUUGGAAAGACUUGUACAAUAGCGCUAUAAUCGAAAAACGUAGGAAAAAUAACGGCAUCAGUAGCAAUCAUAGCAAAACGGCUGGCAAAAACAACGAUAGAAUUGCCAAAGAUAGGCCAAGUAGGUUCAAUUCACGAAAAUAG
Messenger RNA from Saccharomyces kudriavzevii IFO 1802, 1269 nucleotides. RefSeq names its product Tex1p (gene TEX1). Gene Ontology annotation, biological process: mRNA export from nucleus. Lineage: Eukaryota; Fungi; Ascomycota; Saccharomycetes; Saccharomycetales; Saccharomycetaceae. The record is from RefSeq and is a predicted model, not a curated record. Gene Ontology annotation, molecular function: protein binding. Bases 1 to 1269 code for a protein of 422 amino acids. Gene Ontology annotation, cellular component: THO complex part of transcription export complex. The transcript has a single exon.